Messenger RNA from Coregonus clupeaformis (lake whitefish), 2025 nucleotides. RefSeq lists its product as uncharacterized. The record is from RefSeq and is a predicted model, not a curated record. The transcript is spliced from 6 exons. Bases 137 to 493 code for a protein of 118 amino acids. NCBI's taxonomy places the organism in Eukaryota, Metazoa, Chordata, Actinopteri, Salmoniformes, Salmonidae.
CGGUUCUCAGCCACACUCCACAGCGCCAGCUCCCGCCCGACUAUCCGCGUGAAGCUCGGCGAAUCUAAAGUGGACCGAGCGGAACCGGUUCAGUAAAGUGAGAGUGCGAUGAGGAGAGGAGCCAGAGAGUGAGGAGAUGGGCUGCACCUCGGCUAAGCAGGUGUCGGCCGUGCCCAGCGAUGAGGAGGGCCGGGGCAAGGCUUACAGCAACGGAGACCUCUUCUCCGACGAGUACAAGAUGAAGGGAGUGGAGGAGGUGAAGUACAUGCGUGGAGAGGAAGACCGGGUGAACGCACGCAACCAGGAGAACCUGGAGAAAAGCUCUGUACAUUACAGGGGCAAACAGCAGAAAGAAGGAUCUGGAGCCAAUGCCAACAGGACAAACAUCCACACAUCAGAGAGCCAGCAGGAGUUCUUCAGGAUGCUGGAUGAGAAGAUUGAGAAGGGACAGGACUACUGUUCGGAGGAGGAAGAGGCGGAGGACGGGACAUAGCACACAGGCCCCCGACUCAAUCCCCUACAGAGAGCCUCCCAGAGUGUGUAUGGGUGCAUGUGAGAGAAUCAGUGUUUGUAUGUUGUGUGUGUGUGUGUGUAUGUAUGUUUGACUGCCUUGUGAUUCUGUAUGUGUUGGACGUGAGCUUGUGUUUUUUGCGUGUGUGAGAGCGAGAGAGAGAGAGAGAGAGAGAAUGCUAUCCUCAAAGACUGUUGCCUCCAUCUUGGCCCUCGUCACAUUGGGUCCCUUAGUAGAUUGCUGGAGGGAGAGACGAACGAGGAGACAGAAAUGUGGACUCACUACAGCCAGGCCAGUGUGCCUGCUCCCCUGCAGGACUAUGGAGAGAUACUACCCCACCCCUCUACCCCAACUACCACCCCAGUGAACUGUACUGUGGUCCCUGGUCCAGCUCUGUGUAUACCACCCCCUCGUGACUCGUCGUUGGCAUCGCAGUCUCGGGAGACCAUAGAUUUCUUGUGCCUGGGGGUUAGGUCAUAGUGCAGUGUCUGCUGUGGCUGUGAAGUCCACCCUCCUGGUUUCCACCCUCCAUGGCCCUGGCUGUUGUGCUUCGUCUGCGAGGAGCAGAGAUGUGGAUGGAGAUAGCGGGGGGGGGGCACUUCCAUAUCCCCCACCAGCCCUCGUCACAGAACUGAGGCUCACUGCUGGAGUGGGCCAGACAGAGGACGAGAGGGAGGGAGAAGAGAAAAAUCAUGAUAUUUUAAUAAGAGAAAGAAGGGGGAGAGAGUGGGUUAUUCUGACGCUCUGAACUCCUGCCUUUUGAAGGACCUUUUUUUAUUCUGUUCAUCCAGUUCAGUUCUUUUAAUUUAAUUUGAAUGUUUUUUUUUUUUUAUAUGCCUUCUAUCAUAAUGCAUCACCUCCCGCAGGCUACAGCUCUAUGUGCCAGAGCUCCUGGGUCUCUACACAACCUGUCCUCUUAAAUAUACCCUCAACACUACUAUACCAGACCCUGGCUUUGUGAGACUAAACACACACUCCACACACACUCAACCUCAUAUUCAUAGAUGCAGACACACAAAUACGCACUCAUAUAUUCACACACACACACACAUUUGUACAGACAAAAGCAGCUAGACACAAACACACAGAGAUGCCAUUGUAUUGCUGUCAUUUCGUUAGCCGAGUGUUAUGUAAGUAUGUUAAUAGGCUGUGGUGUUGAGGGGUUUGGGUGAAUGUAGGAACCAGCAGCCGUGGGUUGUUUGGUUUCUGCUGCUGGACUUAUUAAUGUGCACCUGCAGUGUUCAUUACCCUUUCCUCUGCAUUGGUAGCUCAGUCGCCGCUUCUCUUCAACUCAGCAGUAUUGGCAGAGUAGAGUGACCCUCUGUUGACACACACACACACACACACAGCCUUUCAUGGACUGAGAAGUGAGUUGAAAGGAAAAUAUGUAUGGUUGCCUGGGAGACACAGCCCUGAUCAUGCUUAUGUCAUCAUCAUUACUGGAUUCUUUCUUUUUCAUUUGAUUUUUCAAUAAUUUUUGUUUUUCUAUUAAAAAUAAAAACACAGGAGCUGUU